Molecule: messenger RNA, 421 nt
Organism: Drosophila miranda
Lineage: Eukaryota; Metazoa; Arthropoda; Insecta; Diptera; Drosophilidae
Exons: 2
Coding region: 24-365 (113 amino acids)
Source: RefSeq, a predicted model, not a curated record
UAGCACCAAUUAUCACAGACAAAAUGUGGUUGCGGAGGUUCAAUUACGCUCCAAGAAGUGUGGUUGCGGAGGUUCGAUUACGCUCCAAGAAGUGUGGUUGCGGAGGUUCAAUUACGCUCCAAGAAGUGUGGUUGCGAAGGUUCAAUAACGCUCCAAGAAGUGUGGUUGCGGAGGUUCAAUUACGCUCCAAGAAGUGUGGUUGCGGAGGUUCGAUUACGCUCCAAGAAGUGUGGUUGCGAAGGUUCAAUAACGCUCCAAGAAGUGUGGUUGCGGAGGUUAAGGCACAAUUCGAGAGGAAUUUGAGGAGGAUAGAGAUGUUGGAUGCAGCCGCCGAGUCUGGCGGGCCGAUUGUGGCUCUGGCGUAGUUGAUUUAUAUCAAAGACUAUACAAUACCAAGAUGUUGCAUGAGGAACAAAUGCUU